Messenger RNA from Trichomonas vaginalis G3, 456 nucleotides. RefSeq lists its product as uncharacterized. Bases 1 to 456 code for a protein of 151 amino acids. NCBI's taxonomy places the organism in Eukaryota, Parabasalia, Trichomonadida, Trichomonadidae. The transcript has a single exon. The record is from RefSeq and is a predicted model, not a curated record.
AUGACUGAUAGCAACCAACAGAAGCAACUGAAUGUAAAUGUUAUGGAAGCGAUGAGGAAAAAUGGUGCUUUUUUUGAUCUCCAUGCAAGACUUCUCGCAAAUUUAAGUGAAGCAGUCCAACAAUCAGAUAUUGAAGGUCUUAAGCCUUAUAAGCAAAUUAAGAAAGAAGAAAUAUAUUCAGUUGCAACAGAAUGCAUACUUCGUUAUCUAAAGCUUCAUAAAAUGGAAAAUACUUUCAGAGCCUGUGUUGCAGAAUCCGGAAAUACAUUUAAACUAAAUUCAAACAGAUCAUAUGCCGAAGAAUACAUUAAUUGCGAUGAUUGUCCUGAUCCAAUUCAUGAGGUUUUGAUUGAUUUCAAACAGCAUUAUGACGAAAUUUUCUUCGAUAACAGAGAUCAACUCAGAGCUCAGCUUACAGAAAGGCUUAGUGUUUUGUUUAAACCAAAAUCAAAGUAA